Molecule: messenger RNA, 540 nt
Organism: Capronia coronata CBS 617.96
Lineage: Eukaryota; Fungi; Ascomycota; Eurotiomycetes; Chaetothyriales; Herpotrichiellaceae
Exons: 2
Coding region: 1-540 (179 amino acids)
Biological process (GO): negative regulation of ceramide biosynthetic process; ceramide metabolic process; intracellular sphingolipid homeostasis
Cellular component (GO): endoplasmic reticulum membrane
Source: RefSeq, a predicted model, not a curated record
AUGAGUACCGGCAAGAGCGGACGGAGAAGAAGAUCUAGCAGUAUCAUCUAUCAAGAACCGCCUGAGUCUUUGGAACAGAUCAGUGACCAGUCGGCCCUGCCCAACCUCAACUCGCAAUGGGUGAACGCGAAAGGAGCGUGGACAAUACACCCUGUUCUGAUCAUUGGCCUGAAGAUAUUAUUCGAUAUAAUUCCAGGCAUGACCCAAGAGAUAUCCUGGACACUCACCAACAUAACCUACAUGGCCGGCUCAUACCUGAUGUUCCACUGGGUUCGCGGCGUGCCUUUCGAAUUCAACGCCGGGGCAUAUGACAACCUGAACAUGUGGGAGCAGAUCGACAAUGGCGAUCAGUACACGCCGGCGAAGAAAUUCCUGCUAACGGUUCCCAUUGUCCUCUUUCUCCUCAGCACCCAUUACACUCACUACGACUUUACGUACUUCACCAUCAACUUCAUGGCUCUUAUGGCUGUUGUGAUACCCAAACUUCCUCAAUUCCACCGCGUCAGAAUCGGUCUUUUCUCAGACCCCCCGGACGAAUGA